Molecule: messenger RNA, 7362 nt
Organism: Sitodiplosis mosellana (orange wheat blossom midge)
Lineage: Eukaryota; Metazoa; Arthropoda; Insecta; Diptera; Cecidomyiidae
Gene: Cbl
Product: E3 ubiquitin-protein ligase CBL
Exons: 7
Coding region: 3685-5022 (445 amino acids)
Biological process (GO): cell surface receptor signaling pathway; negative regulation of epidermal growth factor-activated receptor activity
Cellular component (GO): plasma membrane; membrane raft
Molecular function (GO): SH3 domain binding; ubiquitin protein ligase activity; calcium ion binding
Source: RefSeq, a predicted model, not a curated record
UCUCUUUCUUGCCAGCACUUUCGGUUUGCUGUUAAGCUACGGUGUUGUCAAAAGUAGAUUGUCCAUCGCGCAAUAAUGUCGUCGCUAUAAGCCGUACUGUGAAUUAUCUUUGUAUAUAGUGACAUUUUGAGUUUUUUUUCAUUGUUGUUGUUUUUCCACAUUUAAAAUUGCCCGAUUUAAAGAGGACAAAACGAUAAAAAAAGGAAAUAACUUGAUCAGCAAAAUUCUAAAAUAAAUGUUGUUUAUACGGAAUUCGUCGAAAAAACAGUGUGUAGUGUUGUUGACGAGAACAAAGUAGUGCAAUUUUGUCAACGAAAAAGCGCAGCUUUCGUUUGCCAUUCAAUUGAAUAUUGCAUAGACACUCAACCAAAAAAAACCAAAGCAAACAACAGCGUUCCAUGAAAUGCGAUGGGGACAUGAAUAAAACAGCAUCUAUUGCAAUGACAAUCGAAUUGAUGAAAUGUCCAUUUUAAUGAUAGAGUUUAUCAUGGAUAUUGGAGAUUGCGCCCAGUUUUGUUGUUGACGAUGAAAAUUCCCAAGUGAAGUGUGAACACACACACACACGCAUUCGACCGAAUUAUUUUGACGUGAUUCGUAGUCGCCCUCAUCAGUCGUUGUCAUCAUACGCUGCCAUCGUUAUGGUUAUUGUGAUUCUGAUUUCGAAUGAUAUCUACACAUAUUUUGCAUGAAUAAAUGAAAAACACUGCGUUUCUGCGUCAAAUAAAAGUGUAUGAAAUGAGGAAUUUUUAUUUAAUUUUCUCGUUUGAAUUAAACGCCGAUUAAAGACCUAACAAAACACUCACACACAUAAAUACACACACAAAGUACAGUAUUCUAUACAGUCACUCAGAAGAGGCGGAUAUUGUGUACGAUCGUAAACAGUUUGCGAAUAACCAAGUAAAAUUGAACACAUACGAGAGGGAGAGUGAAUCAGAGAGAAAAAAGGAAUAAAUAGCCGCUACAUCGUCAUGUUAUCGAAAUGAAAAUAGCAAAAUUAAACUAGCAACAAACUGUCCACACAGGAAAUCGAGUGCAAAAAAAAUAUAUAGGGGGCAACGUGUGUUCGUAAAGUACAUCAAACAAAAAAUUUAAUAUGAUUUCAUUCACAUGAAAUGUGAUUUCCUUGCGAGCGGCUGAGCGUAUUGUGAUGAGUUUAAAAUAAUCCACAAUGACCCAGUAAACAAAUGAACAACAAAGAAUUAAACAAUACAACGAUUCGGUGACACUGAAAUCAGUGCAAGUGCAAUUUAAAGUGUUAAAUGUGAUGCUGUUGUACGGGAAUAAAAACAAGUCGUUCAAACAUUCGAUUAACUGUCACAAUUGAACAAGUUUUGAUGCGAUUGCUCUAAUUCGGUGUUUGCAAUGAAAAUUCAAUGAAAUUCGAUUUUUAAACUUGUGUUCGCAUUGAAUCCGGUGUGUGUAUCUGUGUGCGUCGGAAACUGGGGAAAACAAACUGAGAAAAAAAAACAUUCAAUUAAUUGCAACCCAAGAAUCGCAACCAACAUAAACAACUGAAAAGAAAAAAAACUAAGUCAAAACCAACGUGGAAUCCAAAUCAUACGGGAAGUGUGCAUUAAGAUUUUGUUGGUAAUUUUUCUGUCGACGAUUACUGAUAGCACUUAUGUUGCAAUAACCGACUAUUUCUUCUUGCUUUCUCGUAUACAUUAUUUCUCUGUUCUCUCGUACAUUUAUUCGAAUGAAAUCACGGCCCGAUUGUGAAUGCAAAACGUGUUUCCGAUACGUGCGAGUUAAAUUGUAAGAAGAAAGAAAACAGAGAGAGAAAAAAACCUAUAAAACAACGAAACAACAAUUUUUGUGUGUACAUGAUAUUUUCUUUGGAUACGCACACACCAACUCCGUUGCUGAAACAUCGAAAUUGUGGGUUUAUUGUGCGAUUAAUCUAAGCGCACUGUAUGCGUUGUGCUGUUAUUUUUUUCAUGUAUAUAUUUGGUAUAUUCGAACUUAUCGGUGUAUCCAGCGAUCUAGCAGCGACCGCACGAACGAUUGGUGUGUACGUUUGUGCAAGUGCAUAAAUUGAUUGAAGCGAAGUCGGCGAGUUUACGCGUAAUUUGGGUCUCUGAAUACAAUUGACCGACUGAAAAAAAAUUUUUUAAUACAUCAACAAAACGGAAACAAUCAGCAACGCUUAUAAAGGCACAGAAACCCCGAGAGCGAGAGAGAUGAGCAGGUCAACUCGGAUGGCAAAUUAGGAAUUAAUCAACGCAUUCGCAAGUGUUUAUGUGUAGAAAAAAAAGUUUCAAUGGUGGUCGAUGAUUACUUGCGGAUGGGCAUGCACAAGUAGUGGCGAAUUUCAUGUUGAUUUCCUUCGUGGUCAACUUUUAAUUACAUCAACUGUUCGAUGCUUGUGCAGUAUCGUUUUUUUUUUCUCCUUUUGUUGUUUUUUUUCUGCUUGAGUUAAACUCUCCAGACAUAGUGUGAUAUCAGCGCUUCGAUUUUAUUAACGCACACGUGGUAGCUCAAGAAUCACAUCAUUAAAUCGAGUUCCCAUCACUAUUGCACCAUGGCUUGAAACAACAAUCCAACCGAAAGAAAGAAAAACACAACGAUAUGAUAUAGACAAAAGAAGAGUCGUUUUUUUUCUCUUCAAAAGGCACAAAAAAUAAUAUCACGAACAAUACAAAAGAGGCAAAGGAAUCAAGUUCAGCUCGAUACGCAUAGAGAGGAGCAAUAACAAAUAAACAUAAUUAAAUCGAAGAGAAAGAAGAGAGUGAGAGAGAGAGAGAGAGAGAGAGAGAGAGAGAGAGAGAGAGAGAGGAAAAGCAUACACAACAAAUCUCUUAUUAUGUUUGGUGUUUUGUAGAAAACUAAUACGCACACACAUAGAGUAGAUAGAUGAACUGACAGAAAGAGAGCGAGAAAGAGAAUCUGAACUCAAUUUGACGAGAACAACAUCUUUCUAUGCUGAGUGAGAUAUAACAUACUAACAUUGGAGAAAAGUGCGAAGCGAUAGAAUAAAAAACAAGAAGAAGAAGAAAAAGAACUCUGUAUGUAUAUAUACGCAUACACACUGAAAGGAAGAUAGAAGAAGAAAAGAAAGAAAAAAUCAUCGAGAAUCAGAUUUAGCAUUUAUUUGUAUCGUUUAUUUGUGCAUACGCAACAUAUACUGGCAUUGAUGCCUAAUUGUACGGCGGUAACAUAGAAAAAGAUACAGAAAAGCAACAAACACACAGAAAGAUUACCGUUUACCACGGACUUGGAAUACACUACACGAGAGCGGAAUAACAAAAAAAGAAACAACAACAAUAACACCACGGCGGAAGAUAUAUAUAUAUAUAUAUGAAGCAUUCUUAAUACAGUACCUACAUAUAAAUUAUUCCACACAUAUAGGCAAAGCGACAGGCAAGAGACAACAAACCAACCAGCCAACCAACCAGACAGCCAGAGAGCGAGAGAACGUGUGUAUAUUUCGAUGCCCAUGUACACGUAAUAAUAAAUGUAGAGAAGAAUCGACAGAAAAAUACAAACGAAAAGGAAAAAUUCUGAAAAAGGAACACAGAAGAAAAACGUGAAAAAGGCAAAAAUUUAUAUAUAUACAUAUAUCAAGCGAAGAGAAGAGAGAGAAAAAAAUAAACUACACACAUCUCCCGAAAAAUAAAAUACAGAAUACACCAAAACAACACAGAAAAGAGAAAGAAAGAGCACAUAACUUCUGAUAAAUUCAAAAUGGCGGCAAGUCGAACUCGUAUGCAACAAACAAAAAACAUAUCAUCAAUAUUUUCGAAACUGCACGGUGCACUGUCCGAUGCGUGUAGCCCACAAAAAAUGUCCACCGAUAAGAAAACACUGGACAAAACAUGGAAACUUAUGGACAAAGUGGUGCGACAGUGUCAGCAAUCGAAAAUGAAUUUGAAAAAUAGUCCGCCAUUCAUUCUCGAUAUAUUGCCCGACACAUAUCAACGGUUGCGGUUAAUCUAUUCAAAGUAUGAACACCAAAUGCACAUACUGCAUGCAAAUGAGCACUUUAAUGUGUUUAUCAACAAUUUGAUGCGUAAAUGUAAGCAAGCAAUCAAACUGUUCAAGGAGGGCAAGGAGAAAAUGUUCGACGAGAAUUCGCAUUAUCGUCGUAACUUAACGAAACUUAGUCUAGUGUUUUCACAUAUGUUAAGCGAAUUGAAAGCAAUCUUUCCGAAUGGGGUAUUUGCCGGCGACCAAUUUCGGAUUACCAAAGCGGAUGCAGCGGAUUUUUGGAAGGCCAAUUUCGGCAAUAGUACGUUGGUUCCAUGGAAAAUUUUCCGCCAAGAAUUAUCAAAGGUACAUCCAAUUUCAUCUGGUCUAGAAGCGAUGGCGUUGAAGACAACCAUCGAUUUGACAUGCAACGACUAUAUUUCAAAUUUUGAAUUCGACGUAUUCACACGUCUAUUUCAACCGUGGAGCACACUGCUACGGAAUUGGCAAAUUUUAGCUGUUACACAUCCGGGUUAUGUUGCGUUUUUAACAUAUGACGAGGUCAAGGCCAGACUACAAAAGUACAUACACAAAGCUGGCAGUUACGUAUUCAGAUUAUCGUGUACACGCUUAGGACAAUGGGCGAUAGGAUAUGUUACGGCUGAGGGUGAAAUUCUGCAAACAAUUCCACAAAAUAAGUCACUAUGUCAAGCGUUGCUUGAUGGCCAUAGAGAGGGAUUUUAUUUAUAUCCAGAUGGGCGACAGGCCAAUCCAGAUCUAUCGUUUGCUGUACAAAGUCCCAUGGAGGAUCAUAUAACUGUGACGCAAGAACAAUAUGAGCUCUAUUGCGAAAUGGGUAGCACAUUUCAGUUAUGCAAAAUCUGUGCGGAAAAUGACAAAGAUAUACGAAUUGAACCAUGUGGCCAUUUGCUGUGCACACCAUGCUUGACCGCUUGGCAGGUUGACUCUGAAGGACAGGGUUGCCCGUUCUGUCGAGCUGAAAUCAAAGGAACUGAACAAAUUAUAGUCGAUGCAUUUGAUCCGCGAAAGCAGCAUCAUAGGAAUUCAGCCAAUGGCCGACAACAAAACGUUGAUGAUGACGAUACUGAGGUAUAGUUAGCCAAAACAAACAAACAAACCAUCUUAGAACACACAUCAUCCCACACAAAAUGGCUUUACUGCAACCAAUUCCACUCACCAUUUAAAUCAAUCGAUUCGAGAAUGCAAAUAAAUAUACGUGAUAUACAUUCGCACUCAUCAGAAGCCGAACAUUUCGUUUCAUCACAGAGAUUUUCGGCAUCUGAUUCAAUGAACGAUUGACUCCACUCUCACGGAACGAACUUUCAAACAUGACACUAUAGACCAACGAAAACAACGCCUAUUGCAUAGAUAUGCAUGUAUUUGAUAGUAAUUUUACCAUUUUUUUUUUUUAAGAAAAUGCCUUGUUCAAAUAAAUUGGAUCACAGCUCAUUUCUAAUCCAAAUAAUGUUCAUCGCUCAUGCCCCCUCCAGAAAAAAAAACAUCCAUACUAGCUUAUCAUUCAAAAUCUCUCGUAUCUUUAUACGAAAUAAUUGGAAACAUUAAUUCUCACUCAUUCAAUUACGUCAAUGCACUAAAACUUUUCUAAAAACUGCGCCAAUUUCAUUUAUUCAUCACGAUAAUCGCCAUGCUCCUUGUAAUCCACUCGCUUUUCCACUUAUUUAAUUUAAUCAUCACAUAAUGCAUGAAUAAAUGGAACAAAUGAUGUAACAAUUGAACACACUAUGGGGCUAAACCAUUUGUGGAUGUACAUAAAUGAAUUUUCCAUAUCUCUUUGCUAUUUUCAUGUUUAUUCCAUAUUCUUCGGUUUAGUGUUCGGUGUAUCAUUUAAACUAAUUCGAUUCGUAUAGUUUCACUAUUUAAACUGAAAAAGUCUCAUCAAAACGCUCACUGUUCGUGUUUAUGGGUUUUCCGAUUUUAUGUUUGUGUGUGUUUUUUCUAUCGAUUUCUUUUAUAUAUGUACGGUGUACGCGCAUUUAACUUCAAUUGCUUCCUCUUUUUCUUUACCCAAUUCCCAAAGCUAACAUUCUCCCAAAGUCAUUUCGGUUGAGGAUACUCAGUUUUUGUUGCGAUUCAUUUGCUUCCAUGCAAAUUGGGUUUUCGUGUUCUUUUUUUUGUUCAAACUAACGAAUUAAAAUAGUGAUGCUUUCAAAUUUGCUUUCAUCAAUGUUCAAAAUCGAAAUUCGGUGUUGUAACUUGAACGAAUUUUAGACAAUUGAAUGGAGAAAGAUGAAGAAGAAGUGAGAGAAGAGCAAUGCAGAAAAAAGAACAUAUUUCUCGAAAUAUUUGUGAUUCCAAAUUAAUUUAGGAAAAUUGUAUUCAUAUAAACAAAAUGUAAUUCGAUUUUUUUUUUGUCAAUUUUCGAUUGGACGUAAUUUUUUAGAAAUCGUUUUUAGAUCCAAUUAGAUUUUAGAAUGAAAAGUGAAUAUUUUUUUGUGAACCAAAAUUUGCAUGCAUUUAUCCACGCACAAACUACACACACUCGAAAACGAUACAAAUUGUAUUGAUAUGCAUAAACGAAGAUAGGCGGAGAUUUGUGUGUAUCCAUUGAAUUGAUGUGUUAAAUGAAUCAAGUGCAUGAAUUUUUUUUUGUCAAUUUCACAAUGUACACUGUAUGGAAGCAUCGAUGAUUCCGGGCAUCUACCUGACUUCAGAAUGCAAUAUCCAAAACAAUACAAUUUGGUCGUAUUACACUACUUGCAUACAUUAGUGCUAUCCUUCCCCCGAAGAAUCAAGAAACUAAAUUCAUGCUGUAUUUGUGUGUGCUGAUAUUUGCAUAUAAACAGAGAGUGUCUUGUCGUUGCUGAAGAAGCCUGAGCUGAGCUGAAUUUGCUGACUCAGACGCCUGAAGCGUUAUUUACCCGCAUUCAAACUGUCAAAUUUUCAUUGCUAGCAAAGAUUUACAUUGUUUCUGAAGAACAAGUUUCAGGAUUGGACUGUCAGUUUUUUUCAUUUGGUGUGCACAACCUUCAAAUGACAGGUCAAAGCGUGACGGGGAAAAUGAAACAUAUUUUUUUUGCUAAGGUGGAUAUUUGCAAGCAAUGAAAAUUCUAUACCGCGAAUGCGUUUAAAUAACGCUUCAGGCGUCUGAGUCAGUGAAUUGAACUCAUUUCAGGCUUGUUCAGCAGUUAUAUAAUACUCUCUGUGAUAAAACUUAGUCGUGUUUUUUCCCUUUGAUAAGAACAUUUGUUUUAAUGCUUAUUAUUUGUCUUAGAAUUUUUAAGUGUUUCCCCCCCCCCCCCCCCUUAAGUUUAUAUACUUAAACACUAAAAAAAAUCAUAUAGGUGAUAUUUAUUAUUUUGUAGCAUAUUAUUCAUUUGCUUUAAGUUAUGUGGAAUGAAAUAAUUCACAAAAAUAGGCCUAAAUCGAUAAAAUUACAGAAUAUGAAUAAUGAACUUAUAUAUAUAUAUACACACA